This is a messenger RNA of Bacidia gigantensis, 687 nucleotides long. RefSeq lists its product as uncharacterized. The transcript has a single exon. NCBI's taxonomy places the organism in Eukaryota, Fungi, Ascomycota, Lecanoromycetes, Lecanorales, Ramalinaceae. Gene Ontology annotation, molecular function: protein binding. The record is from RefSeq and is a predicted model, not a curated record. Bases 1 to 687 code for a protein of 228 amino acids.
AUGCCUAUUGCAAACUCAAAAUCUAGCCCUUCGCAAAAUCCAUUUAUACUUGCCGCGGAAAAUUCACCAGCUCUUCUGCCCUUACUUCAGUCCAAUCCGGGGCUUGCUGCCGCCCAAGAUGAGCAUGGCUAUAGCCUUCUCCACGCCGCAGCUUCUUACAGCCAUCUCCAUCUCGCGAAAUAUUUGAGGAGCAACUUCAAGAUAAGCCCAGAUAUCAAAGAUGAAGAUGGGGAGACAGCACUAUUUGUUGUUGAGACGGUUGAGACGGCACAAUGCAUGCUAGAAGACGUGGGAAUAGAUCCUUCGAUAAAGAAUACUGACGGCUUGACGGCAGAAGACAAGAUUCGAGAAGAAGGUGACUUUCUGGUAGUAGCUGAGUAUUUGUCAGAGGUGAGGUUAAGAGGACACCGUCCAGCCGCGACUAGUAGAGCGGCCGAGGAAAAUCUGGAAACUGAUAGUAGUGUACCUCCGUUGCCACCUGGCGUACAAGUUCGACUUGGACAGCUUGAGGACGAAGCGAAUAUCGGGGAAGUCGCCGACCCUGAGCUGAAGCAGAGGAUCGAGGAGUUGGCAGCCCGUGAUGACUUCCAAGGUGACGAAAGUCAGCGACAAUUGCGUGAGCUUGUCACAGAUGCUCUCAAAGGAACAAUUGAAGAUCAGCGGGAGGUUAGGAGGCGCACGGAGUGA